GAAAGCGUUGACAUCGAGUUGCAGUCGGUCAACGCGGAGUCAAUGACACAUACAACGGCGUUACAUGUUGCCGUGCAAAAUAAUGACCUCAAGAUAAUCGAGUUGCUUGUACGAGAUGGAGCCAGCAUCGAUACUAGACAACCGGAUGGGAAAACACCACUCCUCAUAGCUGUCGAAAACCGUAACCAUGGAAUGAUUCAACUUCUCUUGAAAUUGGGUGCCAACAAGAGUCUCGAAGAUACGGAAGGGAGUACUGCAAUAGAUUUGGCUGAGGGCCACAGUACCAUCAUUGCACUCCUUGAAGCACCCCAGGAGAUUUAAGGACUAGCAAGAUCUAAG
This is a messenger RNA of Truncatella angustata, 339 nucleotides long. Its product is annotated as ankyrin repeat-containing domain protein. The transcript has a single exon. Bases 43 to 321 code for a protein of 92 amino acids. NCBI's taxonomy places the organism in Eukaryota, Fungi, Ascomycota, Sordariomycetes, Amphisphaeriales, Sporocadaceae. The record is from RefSeq and is a predicted model, not a curated record. Gene Ontology annotation, molecular function: protein binding.